Molecule: messenger RNA, 3072 nt
Organism: Dicentrarchus labrax (European seabass)
Lineage: Eukaryota; Metazoa; Chordata; Actinopteri; Moronidae
Product: phospholipid phosphatase 3
Exons: 6
Coding region: 264-1205 (313 amino acids)
Biological process (GO): canonical Wnt signaling pathway; phospholipid metabolic process; phospholipid dephosphorylation
Molecular function (GO): phosphatidate phosphatase activity
Source: RefSeq, a predicted model, not a curated record
ACCCAAGGAAAGUAGUAAAGGAUGGUUAGAAGUUGGAAGAAAGCGAGCUGUAAUUGUUAGAGACCGGAACUAGUGGUUACAUCUUGAAACAGCGUAUUUUCUGAAUAGACAAAUAUUAGUACAGACUUGCAUGACUACUCCUCCUUGGGAUUUAAGUAGAUUCGCUAGCCACUUUUAGUAGAAAAUAAAGUAAACGCAGCACUGCGACAGCUAGUGACAAGAUUUUAUUCCCUUUUUUAUUUGAACCACGUAACGCGUUUUAAAUGCAACGCUGUUUGAUAUAUGAGAAAACUAUGGCAGCCGAGACGAGGAACGGCGGGAGUUCACUGAACAACAAUAACUGCAAAGACCACAGCAGGAGGAAGCUGCUGGUCGGAGUGGACCUCUUCUGUUUGUUCCUAGCCGGCCUGCCUUUCUUGGUCAUUGAGACCAGCGCUGUUCAGCCUUACCGUAGAGGGUUUUACUGCGAUGAUGAGUCCAUCAAGUACCCGGCCAAAAAGGGAGACACCAUUAGUGACGGUGUGCUUAGCGCUGCUGGCAUUCUUAUCACCAUCCUCUCUAUCAUCAUUGGGGAGAGCUACAGGAUCUACUUUCUGAAUGAGGGAUCCAAGUCUUUUGUGGGGAACCCCUACAUUUCUGCUCUCUACAAGCAGGUGGGCGUGUUCAUCUUCGGCUGUGCCAUCAGCCAGUCCUUCACUGACAUCGCCAAAGUUUCAGUGGGCCGCAUGCGCCCUCACUUCCUCGAUGUGUGCAAACCUGACUUCUCCACUAUCAACUGCUCCCUGGGCUACAUCACUGACUACCAGUGUCAAGGGCCAGAGAGCAAAGUUCAGGAGGCCAGGAAGUCUUUCUUCUCAGGACAUGCAUCAUUCUCCAUGUACACCAUGCUUUACCUGGUGUUUUACCUGCAGUCUCGCUUCACUUGGCAUGGAGCUCGCCUGCUGCGCCCUCUGACCCAGUUCACCCUCAUCAUGAUGUCUUUCUACACCGGCCUGUCCCGUGUCUCUGAUCACAAGCACCACCCCACUGAUGUGCUGGCGGGUUUUGUGCAGGGAGCCCUGGUGGCCUACUGCAUAGUAUUCUUUGUGUCUGAUUUGUUCAAGCCCAAAGGUAGACGCUCUACCCUGUCACCAACCCCAGUGAAGAAAGAUCUUGUUCCUCCAGCAGACAUCAGAGAGCGGAGCAACCAUCUCAUCAUGGCAUAGAGAAGACUGCAAACUGAAUGUACAUAACCCUGACCUGUGCCAUCUGAAUCACUACUACAGCCACUGGCCAAUACUGGAUGAAAUAAACUCCAACAAUCGGGAUAAUGCAGACAAAUAUGGAAUCUUGAACAUCUCAGAGAAUGAGAAGAGGCAGUGGAAAACAGUCAAGCAAGUUUUGCUUUCUCAAUGGAAAGUCAUGUUUUUCCUCAGUCUCACCAGACAUUUUAAUGUGGAAAAGAGAGAGGACCAGGGUUAUUUGUUCCUCUUCUGUUAUGAAGAUUAUUGGAGAUCCGCCUCUGGCAAGGCCUUUACAUGGACAAAAGUCUGAAAUCAAACAAAACCGAGAAAUUGCAGUUGUAAACAAAGCUGUGUGUGGCUUCUGUGCCUUUCUCCCCUAAGCUGCAUCCAGCAACGGGAGCUGUGCUAAUAUUCCUGCCACUCACUCACUGUGUGACUAGUACAAACGACAAAAAAACAAAUUCCUUGAUUCCAUAAAGGAUGUUGUUUUUGUUUGGUUUUAUUACAAACAAGCAUUUUAUGUGUGAUUUAUAGCACUAUUUUAGCUAAACACAGUACUGUUUGUCACCACUUGAAUGACCUGAAGUGAAGCUUUUGGAAAGCUUUGUAAGACUUUGUAAACUUUUAUUAUGUCCAUAAUGUAGUGUUUCUUAUAAUGUGCACAUAAGUUACAGUAGGUGGAAAGUACAGUGAAGAGCGUAUGUGUUGGAUGUGGGCCUCUUUCUGCUGGGUAGGACGAGCCCCCACUGAGCCAUUUAAUGAAAUGACAGUCUGUUAUAUGUACCAGACGGGUGCUCACAUGUGUUAGGUGAGAGCGUGUGUGUGUGUGAGAGUGUGUGUCCCGUGCGUAUGAUGUGUGUUUAUGUCUGUGUGUGUUGGGGUGAGGCCUUUCUGUGAGCGUGCUAGUGUGUCUUAAUGUCAUGUCUAUAUAUUUCAGUGUUUAUAGCCUACAAGUGUGCCUUUCUCCAGCCAGAGAACAGGCACCUGCUCCAACAGACACAUGUAACUCGAGAUAGGAUCACUGUGGAAAAAAAGCAUCACAUACAGUACGUGUACUUUACUGUUAUUAAUCAUAGUGAUGAUUCACAUCACUGAGAAAUCCUGUGAUAUACUGUUUGCUACACAGUGACUUCCUAGAGCAGUUCUGAUAGAGGCUUUUCACCAAAAGCACAAUUAAGCAAAUAAAAAAGUAAACAAUUCAUUAUUUGGGCACAUUGUACCUACUUUAUAUCUCAUAAAGUCUUGUAAAGUAAUACAAUAGGCCUGGUAAUGACGCUCUGCAUUAUGAUAGGUGAAAAUCAUUAUAUUGUGAUCCAGUUUUAAAGUAAUAAUGAUGCUAAUAUGUUUGCAGUCAUGUAAUCAACUUUUUAGAAGAAAAAAAAUACUUAAAACCACUGACAGCAUCAUCCUCACUCAGUGAUUCAGACAAACUUUGAUCUGACGUUUGUAGGGAAACUAGUUUUUUCUUAAUACAUGUCUUAAAAAUCUACUAUAUUCAGCAUCGGAACAUUCUGCAUGCUACCAUAAAUUGUACAGUACUGUAUCAUGUGUGUAAAUACAGUAUAUCUUUUGAAGAAACACCCACUAUGACUUUGUGUUGAGACCUGUGUAAAUGUAAAACAUGCUGCUUUCAAGAGGCAAAGCGUGGCAGAUGUCUUGCAGGAACGUUGACAACUUGUGAAUAUUAAGUUUUAUAAAAAAAAAACAAAGCUCUCAAGACAGACAGCUUCAGAACAUUUUUAUAAAAAAAAACGCCUUUCAGUAUUUUUGUAAUGUCGUGAAAUGUUGUACAAUGAAACCAAGACGUAUCAAAGAUAAAAUGUCUUUAAUAAAACACAAAAGAUCAAGA